GUCACUUUAAAACAGAUUAUAUUUACAAAUAUUAAAAAAUUCUAAACAAAUCAUUAAUUAUUUUCGUAAUGGUGCUUGGUACGAGUCUUCUCGGCGAAGUUUCAGUUUCCCGGGCCUUUUGUACUUGCAGAUCUAAUUUUGAUCGUUUAUUGCAUGAGAGAUUCACUCUGAGAUAACUCUCACACUCUUAUAUGUCUUCAUAUCUCUUUGAUUUGUGUUACAUGUUGUGCUUAUCUUACUAAUAAUUGUUUAAUUUGUUGACUGAGGAAUGCAGACAAACUGUUUGAUGAAAUGCGUAUGAGACGAGAUUGUGAGACACAUCAAACCAAUUAACAAGACUGCGGUUUGAAGGUGAUACUGAAGUUGCUGUGAAGAUGCUCCCUCCAUCAUCAACUCAGGGCUACAAAGAAUUCCAAACUGAGGCCAGCUUUCUGAUGAGUGUUCACCACAAGAACUUAAGUUCUUUAGUUGGUUACUGCAAUGAGGAUGUGAACAUGGGAAUCAUUUAUAAGUAUAUGACUAAUCGUUUAUAAGUAUAUGACUAAUCGGGACUUAAAUAGGAUCUCUUAGCACAAGUAAAUGAUGUCUCCAUAAAGUUGUUAGAGUUACAUUUUUCUGUAUGACAAAGAAAAUAGAAGGUCUUUUCUUCACUGUCCAGUUAAAUGGAACAACAGGUUCAAAAUUGUUGUUACAGUUUCAGAUCUAAACAAUUGAAAUACAAAUUGUGUUGGAUGAUAAGGAGAUUCAUACUAUCACUGGAAAAAGAGCACAACUACUUGCCGAGCAUUCUGUUUCUCGGAAGUUUCCACAAUGCUUCCAGCUUAUGCCUCUCAAGCCAUAUACCAUCAAACUGGAACUACAUGAAGGCAACAUCAUGAGGAAAAGUAUCGUGUACUUUGCAACAAAUAUUUGUCAUGGUUUUAAGUUGGAGGAAGAAAAACCAGCAGUCGAGCAGACAACAACCAGUACUGAACUUCAGGCUACGUCUUCGACUACUCAAAUACCAGGACUUUCCGACCUCAACUGCGACAAAAGAUUGAAAAGCAACAACGGCCAUUCCACCUUCGAGAUGUUUUCGUCAGCUUCAUUUUGGUCAAUAGACCCCUUUUGUAAUGGUCAUUAUUUACUUUUCAGUGAAAUAACAGGUUGAUUAUCAACUCUGUUGCAAUCAAAACUGUAACAUUUUGCUAAUCACUCGGAUUUGUGGAAUCAAAUAUGAUUUCUAUGCUAUAUUGAAGUUCCGUUGUAGAAUUAUUUUUAUCAUGAAAUAGCCCAGCAACGCGGGCAUAAAUACUAGUCUAUAUAUGAUGUUGUCGCAAAACUACAACAUAACCCCACAAGUUUGCAACAAAGCAUAAAAUAUUCUGAGCCUUCUCUGGUUGUGUUCUUGUCUUGCAAGAGCAUCAUUCUGCUUUUUACAUUUGGGCUUCCCUUUUUAUGUUGUUGAGUAGGGAGUGUGGGCAUGGGAAGAGCACCUUGCUGCGAUAAAUCCAAGGUUAAGAAAGGAGCAUGGUCUCCUGAAGAAGACUUCACUCUCAAGAACUAUCUUCAGACUCAUGGCUCUGCUGGCAAUUGGAUUACUCUUCCUCUCAAAGCAGGGCUAAAACGAUGCGGAAAGAGCUGCCGUCUGAGAUGGCUUAAUUAUUUAAGACCAGACAUUAAACAUGGACCUUUUACAAAAGAAGAAGACUCCAUUAUCUUAAAUCUCUAUAAUAAAUUAGGAAGCAGAUGGUCAGUUAUAGCCUCACAUUUAGAAGGAAGAACUGAUAAUGAUGUGAAGAACUACUGGAACACUAAAAUGAGGAAGAAGCUUCUGGCAGCAAAGGCUGGGAUGAAUACCGAAGAUAACGCCAGUACUAAUCUUCUGUAUGAAAAUGCUUAUGGUGGAUACAUGGAAUUUAUCACUAAUUCUGAAUUCUCUGGUUGUCCGGAAACUAAGGUUCAAGAUUAUGAGAUCGAUACUUUGUCGAGUUUUCGAGAUAAUGCCAAUGCUGGUGCUUCAUGGGCUGAAAAUGGAGGUGGUGGUGAUCAUAAUGAGUUGCUAUUCGGUUCGGGUUCGGGAUUAUCUUUAUCUUGCCCGGCCGCUGGUGAUGAUCUCCUGGAUGGUUUCGAUUUUCUCGAAGAAAUUAUGAAGUCUUCCGAUGAAAUGGAAUCUACUCUAGGCCAUGCGAGAUGAUCGGGACAUUAGUUAUGUAAAGAAACUGAUUAAAGUAAGUACUUCCUGGUCCUUAUAAUUUAUAAUUAUAAAGCAUCAAGACUUUUUGCACACAAUUUUAAGUUUUUAAAUUUUUCUUUUUCUGAAUUAAAAUAUGUGAUAUAUAUUUUAAUUCAGAAAAAGAAAAUUUAAAAAAAAAAUAAUUUUAAGUUGGUGGUCAAAACACAUAGAAUUGUAUGCAAAAAGUCUUGAUGUCUUAUAAUAAGGACUAUAGGGAGUAAUAUAUUUGAAGUAUGGUUUUUCUAGUAUGUGUCUGUGAGCACAUACUAAGCAUUAAAAUUUAUGAGUUUGGAGGGUUUUGAUUGGCUUAUCCUCUCUAAUAAUAAUGGAGUCUCUGCAUUUACAACAACUAUAUCAAUCAAAACUCUCCAAAUUUAUGAAUUUUAGUACUUAGCAUGUGCCAAUGAACACUCGCCGGACAAAUCCUUUGAAAGUAAACAAGAUUAGGCAGAAAUUGAAAAAAAAGGAGGGAGAGGUGGGAGCAUUGACGAAGGGUGGUGGAAAAUGUUGAAUGAGAGACAUUAAUGUUGUUGAACACGAGAGAAGAGAGGGGAGAGUGGAUAAGUCAAUAAAAGUUUGGUAGUUUUGGAUCUGACUCAAUGGCCUGGCGUGGGCAGGACAGACAGACAGUCCUCACAAAACUUGCAUGCAUAGGUGCAUUAUUCAAAGCUGCUCACUAAUGUUGCGUGCAUAAUUUAUGUCAUGUUUAUCCUUCUUUACACUUUCUUGCUUUUUCACUGUUGCUUGUCUACUUCCUCGUUGAGUCGCGAAUUUUGUUAUCUCGAAUAUGAUCGUUUGUACGAAUAUGUUUAUCCUUCUUUACACUU
Molecule: messenger RNA, 3042 nt
Organism: Daucus carota subsp. sativus
Lineage: Eukaryota; Viridiplantae; Streptophyta; Magnoliopsida; Apiales; Apiaceae
Product: transcription factor RAX1
Exons: 9
Coding region: 1463-2176 (237 amino acids)
Source: RefSeq, a predicted model, not a curated record